Molecule: messenger RNA, 1845 nt
Organism: Anthostomella pinea
Lineage: Eukaryota; Fungi; Ascomycota; Sordariomycetes; Xylariales; Xylariaceae
Source: the annotation of a GenBank genome assembly
AUGGCUUUGAAGAUUUUACGAAGCCUCCCACGCGCGGUGCCUAAGCAUUGGCAGAAUGCCAAUGACGACGAGAAAGAUUGGACAGUUUUCCUGGGCGCACAAAUCGAUGACUACUUGGUCGGGGAGAAACAGGCUGCCCUGGCAGUAUCUCUUGGCCGUCGACGCCCGAACUUCCUUCCCACCGAACUGACGAUCGAGCGCAAACCCUUGUUCAGCCUUACUCACCUUCCCACACUGUUGUUUUCUUUGGGUACCAUUGACAACAAGGUCAAUCUUCUGCGGCGUAUCGGGUCACGGAUUCCUGGUAUGAACGAAGAGAACAGUGUUAUCCUAUGCUUCAGGAUGGAUGGUGCUGAAACGGGUAACACCUACGCAAGUGUCUUCCCUGAAGAUCAAAGCAGACCCCAAGUGGCGGAAGCUCGGAUGCCCGAAUCGAGACACCACCAUUUGAUUUCGGUGCCAAUGAGCAUACAUCAGCAAGCUGAAGACGCAAUCGAAAAGGAAAAAAAGGAAGUGAAAGACCAGCGUGUACCGGGUGGACCUUUCAACCUUGAGGCCAUCCGUGAGCUCACGUUUGAGGAGGCGAUUGCGGAAACGACACACAAGCGUGUACCGGAUGGAUUUAUCAGCCUUAAGGACUUCCGUAAGCUCAAGUUUGAUCAAGUCUGCGCCAUCCACCUCGACGACGUUCAGCGACUACUCCACCCUGAGAAGGUCGAGUACCUUGAAACGGAGUUCGAGCCCUGGUUUCAUGGCACUUUGAAUCGAACUGUGGAGUUUGGCAUCGAUACUGCACGCUCUUAUGAGUAUCUUCUCGGCCAGGCGGAUGAUGUCGAGCGAUCGAAGUAUUAUCCUAUUACAGAGCAUGCCGCUAUAUAUUACGAGAGGUACCCAACCUCCGAAACGCCUGCUGGGAAACAUCCAAUUUAUGAAGUAGGACUGGAGGAUGUGCUAUGGUGUUUCGAAUCCGAUAUCAUUGACCCAGAACGCUUGAAGAAGGUCCUGGAGAACGAACCGGCUUUCGGCUUCUUGAAAGUGCUCUCGGCUAUAUGGUCUAUAUGCAGAGAUCCCUCAGCUGGUGGCGCAACAAUCUCAUCUGCGAUUGUUGAUAGUACCUUUCAGCCACCUGUCCUCCCCCGGAAACUGGAUCGCCACGAAUGGCUCGUGGCCGAUUCGUACCUGAUUGGCGGCCGUCACGCAGCUAUAGGUCUUAUCGGAGAUCCAGGAGAGAAGUCACCCGACCACAGCUUCACCAGAGUCCUAGGAAAUACUGGUACUCCUGGCUGUUCGAUAUUGACGUUACCCUCAGGCCUUAUGGCGCGUAACAUCAAUCCGAGUGCUUGGAGGGUAGAACCUGUCAAGUUCGAUUGGGCACCAGUGGACUCUUUCAAGAACACCUCAAUCCACUCGGGGUUUACCGAGUGGUGCGCACCCCUGGUCCAGUUCCCGGCAGCCGGCCUGAGAGAUUACGACGUGAAUAUAGUCGAGGCCGUUGUAUCCGUCCCAGACUGUGGAGAAUGGGUUGCCGCCAUCGACAUAGACCUUGCUCUGACCGAUGGUCGACUUUGGCGGGGCCCUAGCUGCACUCAUUCGAGAAGCUCUAGACUAGGGGAGAGCAAGUUACUCUCGGUGGAGACAUGGGAUCAGAUUCUCGACCCUCUCGAUGGCCCAUUGGCGGUGAGGUCGUUUGAUAACUGGCUUGCCAGAUUGGCUCUGGUGUCAGUCUUGUGUCAACACAGUCAAGGGUCGCGCCGGCCAAUCGUUCUCUGGUACGGCAACAUGUGUUGGAAGUGCAACAACCUCUCUUCUAUGUACGGCGCUACGGAUGGCAUCCACAUAUGCUAA